CGUCGCUCCUGCAACCAGCUCGAGCCUAGUCCAGCACCCGACCAGAUCUAGCGCAGCCGCCUCAGCCUCCGACCCGCACUCGUUCCCGCCGCGUCGUCGCCUCGCCCGUCUCGCUCUCGUCGUCGUCGUCUCCCUCUCCACCUCCUGCCGACCCCGCCCAGCACUGCCACGAUGAGCAAGAGCGUCCUCGUCCAGCCCAUCAACGUCAUCUUCAAGCACCUUCAGCAGGGCGCCCGCGUCCAGGUGUGGCUCUUUGACAACAUUGAGCAGCGCCUCGAGGGCAAGAUCCUCGGCUUUGACGAGUUUAUGAACGUCGUCCUCGACGACGCCGAGGAGGUCUACGUCAAGGACACCAAGUCGAAGAAGACGGGCGACCGCCAGCGUCUCGGUCGGCUACUGCUCAAGGGCGAGAACAUCACGCUCAUCAGUCCGAUGCCCAAGCCCGUGUCUGCAUGAGCGUGUGCGAGACGGCGAGAUGGACGGAGCGAGCGCGCGAGAGAGGAGAGGCGAGGUGGUGGGUGUUCUUGAGCCGCGGCCGUUGUGUAGAAGCGAAAACCUGUACCAGUUGUGCGAGCCCU
This is a messenger RNA of Rhodotorula graminis WP1, 578 nucleotides long. RefSeq lists its product as uncharacterized. The transcript has 4 exons. NCBI's taxonomy places the organism in Eukaryota, Fungi, Basidiomycota, Microbotryomycetes, Sporidiobolales, Sporidiobolaceae. The record is from RefSeq and is a predicted model, not a curated record. Gene Ontology annotation, molecular function: RNA binding. Gene Ontology annotation, biological process: spliceosomal snRNP assembly; mRNA splicing, via spliceosome. Gene Ontology annotation, cellular component: U4 snRNP; U4/U6 x U5 tri-snRNP complex; U5 snRNP. The coding region runs from base 172 to 456 and encodes 94 amino acids.